AUGGACAGCGGCGUCUGGGCCUUCUACUACCUGCAGGGCGAGGACGGCGAGGACCGCGCGCACCCGAACGCCUUCCGGCUCGCCGGCGUCUCCCCGGGCGCCGACGUGACGCUAGCCGACGUGCUGCGGAGCUUCCCGCUGCGCAACCCGGCCGCCUUCCACUUCCGCUUCCGGCUCAACAACAGCAAGGGCAACACGUUCUACUGGCUGGAUGUCACGCAGCCGACGCAGAAGGUGCCGCUGGCGGGCGGCCGCGUCAUCUGCAAGCUGCUGCGGCUCGAGCGGCCGCAGAAGCCCGGCCUGGUCUUCCGGCGCCGGCCCGUGCUCAAGUGGGCGAGCGGCAGCCAGCCGCCCAAGCGCCAGGGCAGCAGCAGCGCGCUGGGCGACAGCGCCAGCAGCGUGCAGUCGGCCAAGGCCGUGCAGCCCGUGGCCGAGGGCGGCAGCUUCCACCGGUCGUCGUCCUCGCCGGGUUUCGAGCAGGGCCGGCCGGCCAAGUACUCGGACCGGGCGCCGGGCAGCGGCAAUGGAGACGCGCGGCAUAGCAACGCGUCGAGCCGCGCGUCGUCUACGUCCGGGGAGAAGAAGUCGAUGUCCAGGACGAGCUCAGGGUCCAGGCCGACGACGGCUCCAGCAGCAGCUCAGGGAGACCUGGAAGAUUUCCUGUCGGGCGGCCAGCAGUCGCCCGGCGGCAAUGCCACUGCCCCCGCCCCGUCACCGCCGAAGAAGGACGUGAACCUCAUGAGCGACAGCGGCUGGAACGACGCUCCGGCCGCCACCGCGCAGCCUACGAACGCUAGCUCGGACUUCUUGAACUCGAUGGACCCUCUCGCUGCUCGUGCCGCGCCGGCCCAGCAGGUAUCACCUUCCAAGGCGGUGCAGAGAGAAGCGCCCAAGUUCGACGAUGACAACGGACAGACGGUGGGCCCCGUGACGAUGGCCGAGAUGGAGGCGCACUCCAAGUCCACGUCGGACGGAUCGAACGUGUACAACCCGAACCUGGUGGACAAGUCGACCAAGAGCGAGGAUGUGCGUCGGGCCAUGGAGGAGCGCGAGCGACAGGUGCAACGUGAUGUGGAACGCGCUCGUGAAGAGCUGCGGAAACGUGAGGAAGCGGCCCGCAACAUGUCGGCCAUGAAGGAUAACGCUAACGCGGUGCUGGGUCCGAGGUUGAAGGCCUGGGCGGAGGACAAUGGCCGCGUCAAGAACAUCCGCACGCUGCUGUCUACGAUGCACCAGGUCAUGUGGGAAGACUGCAAGUGGUCCGAGGUGAACAUGGGCAAGCUCAUCCAGCCCAACGACGUCAAGAAGCACUACCGCAAGGCCAUGAUCGUCGUGCAUCCCGACAAGGCCGGCGGACGGAACGCCGAGCAGAUUCUCAUCGCGGAGCGCGUCUUCGCAGCACUGAACACUGCGUGGGAAGACUUCCAGAAGACCAAUCCAUGCUAG
Phytophthora sojae is the source of this 1446-nucleotide messenger RNA. RefSeq lists its product as hypothetical. NCBI's taxonomy places the organism in Eukaryota, Oomycota, Peronosporomycetes, Peronosporales, Peronosporaceae. The coding region runs from base 1 to 1446 and encodes 481 amino acids. The record is from RefSeq and is a predicted model, not a curated record. The transcript has a single exon. Gene Ontology annotation, cellular component: vesicle; intracellular membrane-bounded organelle; cytoplasm. Gene Ontology annotation, molecular function: clathrin binding. Gene Ontology annotation, biological process: clathrin coat disassembly; clathrin-dependent endocytosis.